AAAGAAACACAACUUGGGAGGUCUUUCCACCUGAGUUCCCUGCCGCGAUCCACAGGAUGGAGCCCCCAGGAUCAGCCAGGCUCAAUUCCAGGAAACGGAGGAAAGAAGGAUCUGGACCUAACGGGGCCACGGAGACGGAUGGCGUCCCGCUGAAAAUGUCACGGCACUGCUUAGGGCUCCAGCAACCGGCUCCAUUUUCCGAUGAGAUUGAAGUGGACUACAGCAAGCCUUACGCCCGUGUAACAUUUGAGGAGGCAAUGAAAGGGACUCCGCUGGACAGACCGGUCAGGGUUUAUGCUGAUGGGAUUUUUGACCUCUUCCAUUCUGGACAUGCCCGGGCCUUGAUGCAGGCGAAAAACCUCUUCCCUAAUACAUAUCUCAUUGUCGGAGUCUGCAGCGACGAGCUGACGCACAACUUCAAGGGCUUCACAGUGAUGAACGAAGCAGAGCGCUACGACGCCGUGCAGCACUGUCGCUACGUGGACGAGGUGGUGAGGAACGCCCCAUGGACGCUCACCCCGGAGUUCUUGGCUGAGCACAGGAUUGAUUUCGUGGCCCACGACGACAUCCCAUAUUCCUCUGCCGGCAGUGACGAUGUCUAUAAACACAUAAAAGAAGCAGGAAUGUUUGCACCGACGCAGAGGACCGAAGGGAUUUCCACCUCGGACAUCAUCACCCGCAUCGUCCGAGACUACGACGUCUACGUUCGGCGGAACCUGCAGCGGGGCUACACGGCCAAAGAGCUUAACGUCAGCUUCAUCAACGAGAAGAAGUACCACCUACAAGAGCGGGUGGACAAAGUGAAGAGGAGGGUGAAGGACGUGGAAGAGAAGUCCAAGGAGUUUGUCCAGAAAGUGGAAGAGAAAAGCAUCGACUUGAUUCAGAAGUGGGAAGAGAAAUCUCGCGAGUUCAUCGGCAACUUCCUUGAGAUGUUUGGCCCCGAGGGAGCCCUGAAGCACAUGCUGAAAGAAGGGAAGGGCCGGAUGCUGCAGGCCAUCAGCCCCAAGCAGAGCCCCAGCAGCAGCCCCACCCACGAGCGCUCGCCUUCACCUUCCUUCCGCUGGCCCUUCGCGGCCAAGACGCCCCCGUCCUCCCCAGCCAGCCUCUCCCGGAACAAGUCUUCGAUCACCUACGACAUCAGUGAGGACGAAGAGGACUAGAGACUUGCCCCCGGAACGAAGCAGAUUUUUCGAAACCCUGGCGCAUAGGCGAGUCCCACCUCUAGAAAUGAAAAGAAACACAGCUCUAGAAGAGGAGCCUCCCGGAGGUUGGAUCUCCUGCUGCGUGCGGCCCAUCUCGGGGGCAGCUCUCCCCCACACACACACGAUACGGGCGGCUGUUGUCUUGGGAGGGGGGGCAGUGAGGCAACGCUGUCAUAUCCUCUCACCCCCUUCCCCACUCGCUGUUCCCCUUUUCUCAGUUAUUUUCUGUCUGUUUCUUGGGAAAAGGUGGGGAGGGGGGGCAUCCGUUCUUAUUGUGAAGCAAAUGCAAUGUUUUCCAUCUUAGCCGAUGGCAUGAAAUGAAUUGCCCAGGGUUUUAGGGGGGAAGUGGGGCAGGCUGUCAGUGCAGAGAAACCAUCCUCUGGAGGAAGCCCUUUCUGUCUCUCUGACCUCCUCCCGGAUCCUCCUCCUGUAUCAAGGUGGUAUCCUGCAAUCCUUGCAGACAGCCUCCUGCACAGCGCCCGCUAGUCUUUCUAGUCUAGGUGAAGCCGAAGUCAUAGAGGAAGCAGUCAAGAUGGGCAAGGAAGAAGGCGGUGGAUUGCCGAAGGCCGUGGAGUUCUAAAAGGCUGCAUGGGGAGGCUGAACGACGGUGGUUCCUUUGCUGUUCCGGCAUCCGUGUUCCUAGUCCUCAAGAGGCGGGAAGGAAGGAGGAGCGACUCAAACCAGUGUUUGUAGAUUUCCAUCGCGACGCUCCCGAGUUGUGUGUCUUCCUGGGUUUUCCUGUGUCCUGCCGAACAGACAAGCGCUCACUCAGUUCAUUUGGCCAACUCAUGCCGGGUGGCCGAAAGGGCUGCUGUGGCAAGUGGCUAGCUCUUUUCUUAGUUGAAAGUACCAGAAUGGGUGCUGGCUGGGCUUCUCAGAUGGGGACCGCGGUCACGUUGAGAAGGGGUCAUCUUUGUCCUUCGGCAGAGCCUCCUGCCACCUGGAACCCUCUCGGAGUAUUUAAGUACAGCCCUAGCCUUUGCCAUCCAGAAGACCCAGCCUCUGGAGGGCAUGAGGUUGGAAAUGGCCCCGGCUGGGUUUGCAGUUCCCUUAAGGCUUUAUUUUGUUUCGAACCCACUGGCCAAAGGUCAGUGAGCAGCUGACGUGGGUAUAAGUUAAAUAACUCAAAAUUGGGCAGUAGAUGACAAUGGUUGAA
Pogona vitticeps (central bearded dragon) is the source of this 2358-nucleotide messenger RNA. The record is from RefSeq and is a predicted model, not a curated record. NCBI's taxonomy places the organism in Eukaryota, Metazoa, Chordata, Lepidosauria, Squamata, Agamidae.